This is a messenger RNA of Elaeis guineensis (African oil palm), 2367 nucleotides long. Its product is annotated as cysteine-rich receptor-like protein kinase 10. Gene Ontology annotation, molecular function: protein serine/threonine kinase activity; ATP binding. The record is from RefSeq and is a predicted model, not a curated record. NCBI's taxonomy places the organism in Eukaryota, Viridiplantae, Streptophyta, Magnoliopsida, Arecales, Arecaceae. Gene Ontology annotation, biological process: protein phosphorylation. Gene Ontology annotation, cellular component: plasma membrane.
UUUCUCGAACACCAGUGUUUUAAGACACCAGAAAGACCACAAUUUCCAUUGACCUGAGUGAACGAUUGCUGCUUCUACGUUUUUCAAUAAAUAUCAAGCGAGUUCAGAUCCUCCCGUCUGGAGUCUCCAAACCCGCGCAAACGGUAAUAUCAUGUUGCGUUUUCUCCCCUCCCCCUUUCCAGUUUUCCUCCUAUCCCUUGUCUUCCUCCUCCUCCAUUGUGCUCCCACUGCUGCGGACCCUCUCUACGAAAUCUGUGGUGGCACCGGCAACUACACUGCCAACAGCCCUUACGCAUCCAACCUCAACCUCCUCUUCCCCAACCUCACCUCCAACGCCUCCUCUUCCAAUGGCUUCGCCACUGCCAGCACCGGCCUUGCGCCCAACCAAAUCUAUGGCCUCGCCCUCUGCCGUGGCGAUGUCAACAUCUCCGAGUGCCAGUCCUGUCUCAACACUGCCUCCAAAGACGUCCUCCAGCUCUGCCCUUACAACAAAGGCGCCAUCAUCUGGUACGACCCCUGCAUGCUCCGCUACUCCAACCAGUCUUUCCUCUCGUCCUACAACAACUCCGGUCAGGUCUUCAUGUGGAACACCCAGAACGUGACGGACCGCGACAAGUUCGACAAGCUGCUGACCGAGCUGAUCGAUGCCAUAGCCGAUUAUGCUGCGUACAACUCGACAAGACGGUUCGCCACCGGCGAGGUGAACUUCACGAAGGCUUUUCCGACGAUAUACGGGCUAGCGCAGUGCACGCCGGACAUGCCGGGCAGCCAGUGCCGGCGAUGCCUGCAGGGCCUCAUCAACUACAUACCCAAGUGGUUCGCUGGGAGGCAAGGGGGUCGGGUGCUUGGACCCAGAUGCACUUUUAGAUAUGAGCUCUACACCUUCUAUAACGGAGCCUCAACGCUAAGGCUUGCUUCGCCGCAGGAGAACGCGCCACCGCCGGCUCCUUUCGUGUCUCCACUUGUUCCCCCAGCUGGAGAAGCUAGUGGAGGAGGAAACAAGAAGAACGUAACAGGUAUGGUUCUUGCAAUUGCCAUACCUCUAGUAUGUGCUCUGGUUCUGAUCUCUGUUAUAUGCAUUUGCUUCUGGAGGAGGAGGUCAAAAAUAAAAUUACCCUUAGACGGGACUAACCCAGAAGAGAUCAGAAGUGUUGAGUCACUAUUGCUUGAUAUAUCUAUGCUAAGAGUUGCAACAGCAAACUUUUCUGAAGAGAAUAAACUUGGAGAAGGUGGCUUCGGUGCAGUCUACAAGGGAGUAUUACCUGAUGGACGAGAAAUAGCGGUCAAGAGGUUAUCGACAAGUUCAUCACAAGGAUUAGGAGAGCUGAAAAAUGAGUUACUUUUAGUUGCUAAGCUCCAGCACAGGAAUCUUGUAAGGCUUCUGGGCGUUUGCUUGGAGGAACAAGAGAAGUUGCUUGUCUAUGAAUACGUGCCUAACAGAAGCCUGGACACCAUUCUUUUUGAUCCUGUACAAAGAGAACAGCUGAACUGGGCGAACAGGUACAAGAUCAUUGGUGGAGUUGCUCGAGGCUUGCUGUACCUACAUGAAGAGUCUCAGCUAAAAAUUAUACAUCGGGAUCUAAAGGCCAGCAACAUUUUAUUAGACAGAGACAUGAACCCAAAGAUUUCAGACUUUGGUAUGGCUAGACUUUUCGGUGGAGACCAAAGUCGAGGCACCACAAGCCGAAUUGUUGGAACAUUUGGAUAUAUGGCACCAGAGUACGCCAUGCGUGGACAGAUGUCAAUCAAGUCAGAUGUGUACAGCUUUGGAGUUCUAGUUUUAGAGAUCGUGACGGGCAGGAGAAACAUUGGUUUCUCUGAUUCUGAAUCUGGCAAAGACCUUCUGAACCAUACAUGGGAGAAGUGGACAAAAGGAACAAUUUUGGAGAUCCUGGACCCAUCUCUGGGUAACCAUUGCCCAAGAAACGAGGUGUUGAGAUGCAUUCAGAUUGGACUAUUGUGUGUUCAGGAAGAUCCAUCUGACAGGCCUACCAUGUCUACAAUCGUUGUGAUGCUCAGCAGCGACUCUGUUUCUCUUCAAGAUCCCUCCCGACCUGCAUUUUACAUUGGACAAACUGGCACCAUCUCAGAUGUUUAUUCAAAUGAUUCUCACGGAGGUACAGAUGACCACUCUGCGAACAGGUCGAUACCAAUGUCACUAAAUGAUGCGUCAAUAACAGAGCUCGAGCCAAGAUAGAUAUAGGUAAGAUGGUCGUAGAUAUGUAUUUUGAACAACUUGAAGUCAACUCCCUAAAGACUGACUGCAUAUUGUGGAUGUAAUGCAUGGAGUACCCUCGUGUCCUUUGAAACAUUAGUGCGGCAGAAUAUGUAUUAUGUCUUUCCGUUUUAUAAUAAGAUGACCUAAUA